UUUUCUUUCGUUCUAUCAGAUUCCAUCUUUUGUGGCUCUGAUAAAAAUGGUCAGUAGUCCUAGCCGGCACUAUCUAGUUCUGAUCUUAGGGUAGUAUGAGGCCAUGGCUCGUGUAGGCUAUUAGACCUGUUGACUAGUUUCUUCUCUGAGACUUUGGUUUCUUUCUUUCUUUUUUGUCCUUCUGGGUAGAGACCAAUUGUUGUAUCUUAGAUGGUUGUUUGCAAGCUUUAAGACCCCAGACACUACUCACUUCACUAAGGAUGUAAAACGUGAACUUUGUGAACUCUAAUGAGUUGUCCCAUGAGACUAAGAUCCUAAACCUUCAAAUCCAGAAAAUCAGUCUUGCAAGGUAGUUGGUUAUGUCUGCAAAGUAUCUGUAAUUGUGUCCUCUAUGAAUAUAUAUGCAUGCACACGCAUAUCUCUAUGUAUACAUACAUAUAGAUAUGUCUCUCGGUACACACAUAUGUAUAUACCUGUACCUACCUGUACCCUGUCUCAUCACUUUAUAUCCCUUUAGCUGCUUCACCCUUUUGUCUUUCUACCUGGCUUUAUUUAUUUAUAACAUUCAUCACGCCUAACACUAUAUUUUGUAUUAUUUUUUACUUUCUAUCUCUUUAUCACUCCUUCUAAAAUUUAAGUUGUGUAAAGGCAGAGACCUUGUCUGUCUCGCUGACCACUGUAUCCCUAGUACCUGGAACCAUGUCUGGCCCAAAGGAGUUGCUGAAUUAGCAUUUGUGAAUGAAUGAGAAUCAGUGGAGUAAGCCAUUGAUUGUAUUUUGUGAUUCUUCUGGCUUCACAGCAUACCACUGUAUCUGCCCUAGUGGACUCUGUUUCAAGACCAGGGGCAGGAAGAAUGCUUUAUCCCUAGGAAAGUGUCACUCUGCUCCUUUUUCUAUAUUUUGAUUCAGGGCAGUGGUUCCUUGUUUCUUCCUAGGGGAAGAAUGUAAAGAGGAAAAAGAAUGGCAGGACCUUAUUUUCCUGAGGCAACUUGACUAUCUUCACAUCUCCAGACCUUUGAGAUCUUUGCCUUGAACUGGUUUUGCUUUUUUCUUAGGGUUGGGAAGACUUUUUCAUUUUCCAUGGGCAUUUUUUGUUUGUUUGUUUGUUUUUUAGAGAGGCUUGUGAUUCAGUAACAGAAACCAACAGCAGUUAAGAUUUCUAUCAGAGUGUUAAAUGUCAGAGGUUAUUCUGGCUCUCAUUUGGAGGUGAUGUAUUUAACCUGAUGGCUUCUUUCAACUUGGUUGAUUUUUUUUUUAAGCCUUCAUUUGGAGCUGUGUCAGUUUAACAGUCACAUCUGACAUAACUAUAUUACAUAAUCAGACUCUUUAAGGAUGCAGAUUGAAAAGACAUUGUGGUAAGGUUUGAGAACUACUUUUAUUUUGUAACUUCUUUGAGGAUUGGUGUUCCUGCUUUUGAUCUUUUUACCCUUGAUCCCUUCUUCUUCAAUAUGUUAAUUUAAGGACCAGGGUUCUAAGGAAUUCUUCAACUGAAAAAAGAACACAGGGAGAAGGAUGUCUGUGUAUGACAACAGUGAGGGCAGGGUACUGCUUCAAUUUUAUUUAAGAAGUGUUCCUAGUGUAUAUCUGCCAUCCUUGGGAAUGCCAGGAAGUUGUUGAGCGAUUGUGGUGACAGUGCAAGCUUCAGGCUCUGUACAAACGCUGACUAAGACUGCCUCUUCAAGCUAUGUCCCAUGAAUCGCUACUCAGCCCAGAAGCAGUUCUGGAAAGCUGCGAAGCCAGGGGCCAACAGCACAACAGAUGCCGUGCUGCUCAACAAGCUACAUCAUGCUGCAGACUUGGAAAAGAAGCAGAACGAGACAGAAAACAGGAAAUUGCUGGGGACUGUCAUUCAGUAUGGCAACGUGAUCCAGCUCCUGCAUUUGAAAAGCAAUAAAUAUCUAACUGUGAACAAGAGGCUUCCGGCACUGCUGGAGAAGAACGCCAUGAGAGUGACGCUGGACGAGGCUGGAAAUGAAGGGUCCUGGUUUUACAUUCAGCCGUUCUACAAGCUGCGAUCCAUUGGAGACAGUGUGGUGAUAGGUGACAAGGUUGUUCUGAACCCCGUCAAUGCUGGCCAGCCUCUACAUGCCAGCAGCCAUCAGCUGGUGGACAACCCGGGGUGCAAUGAGGUCAAUUCCGUCAACUGCAAUACAAGCUGGAAAAUAGUCCUUUUCAUGAAAUGGAGUGAUAACAAAGAUGACAUAUUAAAGGGGGGUGACGUGGUGAGGUUGUUCCAUGCUGAGCAGGAGAAGUUUCUCACCUGUGAUGAGCACAGGAAGAAGCAGCAUGUUUUCCUGAGGACCACUGGCCGGCAGUCAGCUACAUCUGCCACUAGUUCUAAAGCCCUGUGGGAGGUGGAGGUUGUUCAGCAUGACCCUUGUCGAGGUGGAGCUGGGUAUUGGAAUAGCCUCUUCCGUUUCAAGCAUCUGGCUACAGGCCAUUACUUAGCAGCAGAGGUAGACCCUGACUUUGAGGAAGAGUGCCUGGAGUUUCAGCCCUCAGUGGACCCUGAUCAGGAUGCAUCUCGAAGUAGGUUGCGGAAUGCCCAGGAAAAGAUGGUGUACUCCCUCGUCUCUGUGCCCGAAGGAAAUGACAUCUCCUCUAUUUUUGAGCUCGACCCCACCACGCUUCGUGGAGGUGAUAGUCUUGUCCCAAGGAACUCCUAUGUCCGUCUCAGACACCUAUGUACCAAUACCUGGGUUCACAGCACAAAUAUCCCCAUUGACAAGGAGGAAGAAAAACCCGUGAUGCUGAAAAUUGGCACCUCUCCUGUGAAGGAGGAUAAGGAAGCAUUUGCCAUAGUUCCGGUUUCUCCUGCUGAGGUUCGGGACCUAGACUUUGCCAAUGAUGCCAGCAAGGUGCUGGGCUCCAUAGCUGGAAAGCUGGAGAAGGGCACCAUCACCCAGAACGAAAGAAGGUCUGUAACCAAGCUGCUGGAAGACUUGGUUUACUUUGUCACCGGUGGAACUAACUCUGGUCAAGAUGUGCUUGAAGUGGUUUUCUCCAAGCCCAACAGAGAGCGGCAAAAACUGAUGAGAGAACAGAAUAUUCUCAAGCAGAUCUUCAAGUUGCUACAGGCCCCGUUCACAGACUGCGGAGAUGGCCCGAUGCUUAGGCUGGAGGAGCUUGGGGACCAGCGGCACGCUCCUUUCCGCCAUAUCUGCCGGCUCUGUUACAGGGUCUUGAGACACUCACAGCAAGACUACAGGAAGAACCAGGAGUAUAUCGCCAAGCAGUUUGGCUUCAUGCAGAAACAGAUUGGCUAUGAUGUGUUAGCAGAAGACACCAUCACUGCCCUACUCCACAAUAAUCGAAAACUCCUGGAAAAACACAUCACUGCAGCAGAGAUUGACACGUUUGUCAGUCUGGUGCGGAAGAACAGGGAGCCCAGAUUCUUAGAUUACCUUUCUGACCUCUGCGUCUCAAUGAACAAGUCAAUUCCAGUGACCCAGGAACUGAUAUGUAAAGCUGUGCUGAAUCCAACCAACGCUGACAUCCUGAUUGAGACCAAGUUGGUUCUGUCUCGUUUUGAAUUUGAAGGUGUUUCUACUGGAGAGAAUGCUCUGGAGGCAGGAGAGGAUGAGGAGGAGGUGUGGCUGUUUUGGAGGGACAGCAACAAAGAGAUUCGCAGUAAGAGUGUGCGAGAACUGGCGCAGGACGCUAAAGAAGGGCAGAAGGAAGACCGAGAUGUUCUCAGCUACUACAGGUAUCAGCUGAACCUCUUUGCCAGGAUGUGUCUGGACCGCCAAUACUUGGCCAUCAAUGACAUAUCGGGCCAGCUGGACGUUGAUCUCAUUCUCCGCUGCAUGUCUGACGAGAACCUGCCCUAUGACUUGCGGGCAUCCUUCUGCCGACUCAUGCUUCAUAUGCAUGUGGACCGAGAUCCCCAGGAACAAGUCACACCCGUGAAAUACGCCCGCCUCUGGUCGGAGAUUCCCUCUGAGAUCGCCAUUGAUGAUUAUGAUAGUAGUGGAACUUCCAAAGAUGAAAUCAAGGAGAGAUUUGCACAGACUAUGGAGUUUGUGGAGGAAUAUUUAAGAGAUGUGGUUUGCCAGAGGUUUCCUUUCUCUGAUAAGGAGAAAAAUAAGCUCACGUUUGAGGUUGUGAAUUUAGCUAGGAAUCUGAUCUACUUUGGUUUCUACAACUUCUCUGACCUUCUACGAUUAACCAAGAUCCUCCUGGCCAUAUUAGACUGUGUGCAUGUGACGACCAUCUUCCCCAUUAGCAAGAUGGCUAAAGGAGAAGAGAGUAAAGGCAGUAACGUAAUGAGGUCCAUCCAUGGGGUUGGAGAGCUGAUGACCCAGGUGGUGCUCCGGGGAGGAGGCUUCUUGCCCAUGACUCCCAUGGCAGCUGCCCCUGAAGGCAAUGUGAAGCAGGCAGAGCCAGAGAAGGAGGACAUCAUGGUCAUGGACACCAAGCUGAAGAUCAUUGAAAUACUCCAGUUUAUUUUGAAUGUGAGGUUGGAUUAUAGGAUCUCCUGCCUCCUGUGUAUAUUUAAGCGGGAGUUUGAUGAAAGCAAUUCCCAGACCUCGGAAACAUCCUCCGGAAGCAGCAGCCAAGAGGGCCCAAGUAAUGUACCAGGUGCUCUCGACUUUGAACACAUUGAAGAGCAAGCAGAAGGCAUCUUUGGAGGAAGUGAGGAGAACACUCCCUUGGACUUGGACGAUCAUGGCGGCAGGACCUUCCUCCGAGUCUUGCUGCAUUUGACGAUGCACGACUACCCACCCUUGGUGUCAGGGGCCCUGCAGCUGCUCUUCCGGCACUUCAGCCAGAGGCAGGAGGUGCUCCAGGCCUUCAAGCAGGUGCAACUGCUUGUUACCAGCCAAGAUGUGGACAACUACAAACAGAUCAAACAAGACUUGGAUCAGCUGAGGUCCAUCGUGGAAAAGUCAGAGCUCUGGGUGUACAAAGGGCAGGGCCCUGAUGAGGUGAUGGAUGGUGCAUCUGGUGAAAAUGAGCAUAAGAAAACAGAGGAGGGGAAUAACAAGUCUCAAAAGCAUGAAAGUACAAGCAGCUACAACUACAGGGUGGUGAAAGAGAUUUUGAUUCGACUUAGCAAACUCUGCGUCCAGGAGAGUGCCUCAGUCAGGAAGAGCAGGAAGCAGCAGCAGCGGCUGCUCCGGAACAUGGGCGCCCACGCCGUGGUGUUGGAGCUGCUGCAGAUCCCAUAUGAGAAGGCUGAAGACACCAAGAUGCAGGAGAUAAUGAGGCUGGCUCAUGAAUUCCUGCAGAAUUUCUGCGCGGGCAACCAGCAGAAUCAAGCCCUGCUACACAAACACAUAAACCUGUUUCUCAACCCAGGGAUCCUGGAGGCGGUAACGAUGCAGCACAUUUUCAUGAACAAUUUCCAGCUUUGCAGUGAGAUCAACGAGAGAGUCGUCCAGCACUUCGUUCACUGCAUUGAGACCCACGGUCGAAACGUCCAGUACAUCAAGUUCUUGCAGACUAUUGUCAAGGCAGAAGGGAAAUUCAUUAAAAAGUGCCAAGACAUGGUCAUGGCUGAGCUGGUCAACUCAGGAGAGGAUGUCCUUGUAUUCUACAAUGACAGAGCCUCUUUUCAGACUUUGAUCCAGAUGAUGAGGUCAGAGCGGGACCGCAUGGAUGAGAACAGCCCUCUCAUGUACCACAUCCACUUGGUGGAGCUCCUGGCCGUGUGCACAGAGGGCAAGAACGUGUACACGGAGAUCAAGUGCAACUCCCUGUUGCCGCUGGAUGACAUUGUCCGUGUGGUGACCCACGAGGACUGCAUCCCUGAGGUUAAAAUCGCAUACAUUAACUUCCUGAACCACUGCUAUGUGGACACUGAAGUGGAAAUGAAGGAGAUUUACACCAGCAAUCACAUGUGGAAGCUGUUUGAGAAUUUCCUUGUAGACAUCUGCAGGGCAUGUAACAACACAAGUGACAGAAAGCACGCGGACUCCAUUUUGGAGAAGUAUGUGACCGAAAUUGUCAUGAGUAUCGUUACUACCUUCUUCAGCUCUCCCUUCUCAGAUCAGAGUACGACUUUGCAGACUCGUCAGCCGGUCUUUGUGCAACUGCUGCAGGGCGUGUUCAGGGUUUACCACUGCAACUGGCUGAUGCCAAGCCAGAAGGCCUCCGUGGAGAGCUGUAUCCGGGUACUCUCAGAUGUAGCUAAGAGCCGGGCCAUCGCCAUCCCUGUAGACUUGGACAGCCAAGUCAACAAUCUCUUUCUGAAGUCACACAACAUUGUGCAGAAAACAGCCAUGAACUGGCGGCUGUCAGUCCGCAACGCUGCUCGCAGAGACUCUGUCCUGGCUGCUUCCAGAGACUACCGGAACAUCAUUGAGAGAUUGCAGGAUAUCGUCUCUGCGCUGGAGGACCGGCUCAGGCCCCUGGUGCAAGCCGAGCUGUCUGUACUUGUGGACGUCCUCCAUCGCCCUGAGCUGCUGUUCCCAGAGAACACAGAUGCCCGGAGAAAAUGUGAAAGUGGGGGCUUUAUUUGCAAGUUAAUAAAGCAUACUAAACAGCUGCUAGAAGAGAAUGAGGAGAAACUCUGCAUUAAAGUGCUGCAGACCCUCAGAGAGAUGAUGACCAAAGAUAGAGGCUAUGGAGAAAAGCUGCCACAAGCUCCGGACGCGGAGAACUCCACAGAGCAGGAGCUUGAACCAAGUCCACCACUGAGGCAGCUGGAAGACCAUAAAAGGGGUGAGGCGCUCAGGCAAAUUUUGGUCAACCGUUACUAUGGAAACGUCAGACCUUCGGGAAGAAGAGAGAGCCUUACCAGCUUUGGCAAUGGCCCGCUGUCACCGGGAGGACCCAGCAAACCUGGGGGAGGAGGAGGAGGAUCCGGAUCCGGCUCUGUGAGCAGGGGUGAAAUGAGCCUGGCUGAGGUUCAGUGCCACCUCGACAAGGAGGGGGCCUCCAAUCUGGUCAUCGACCUCAUAAUGAAUGCGUCCAGUGACCGAGUGUUCCAUGAAAGCAUUCUCCUGGCCAUUGCCCUCCUGGAAGGAGGCAACACCACCAUACAGCACUCAUUUUUCUGCCGGCUGACAGAAGAUAAGAAGUCAGAGAAAUUCUUCAAAGUUUUCUAUGACCGAAUGAAGGUAGCCCAGCAAGAAAUCAAGGCAACGGUGACAGUGAACACCAGUGACUUGGGAAAUAAGAAGAAGGAUGAUGAGACAGACAGGGAUGCCCCUUCACGUAAAAAAGCCAAAGAGCCCUCCACACAAAUAACGGAGGAGGUCCGGGAUCAGCUCCUGGAGGCUUCCGCUGCCACCAGGAAAGCCUUCACCACUUUCCGGAGGGAGGCUGACCCCGACGACCACUACCAGUCAGGGGAGGGUGCCCAGGCUACCACGGACAAGACUAAGGACGAACUGGAGAUGAGCGCUGUCAUCACCAUCAUGCAGCCCAUCCUCCGCUUCCUGCAGCUCCUGUGUGAAAACCAUAACCGAGACCUGCAGAACUUCCUUCGUUGCCAGAAUAACAAGACCAACUACAAUUUGGUAUGUGAGACCCUGCAGUUUCUGGACUGUAUUUGUGGAAGCACAACUGGAGGCCUUGGUCUUCUUGGACUGUAUAUAAAUGAAAAGAAUGUAGCACUGAUCAAUCAAACCCUGGAGAGUCUGACCGAGUACUGCCAAGGACCUUGCCACGAGAACCAGAACUGCAUAGCCACCCAUGAAUCCAACGGCAUUGACAUCAUCACAGCCCUCAUCCUCAAUGACAUCAAUCCUUUGGGAAAGAAGAGGAUGGACCUCGUUUUAGAACUGAAGAACAAUGCUUCCAAGCUGCUCCUGGCCAUCAUGGAGAGUAGGCACGACAGUGAGAAUGCAGAGAGGAUCCUUUAUAACAUGAGGCCAAAGGAACUGGUGGAAGUGAUCAAGAAGGCCUACAUGCAAGGUGAAGUGGAGUUUGAGGAUGGAGAAAACGGUGAGGACGGAGCUGCCUCCCCUCGGAACGUGGGGCAUAACAUCUACAUAUUAGCUCAUCAGUUGGCUCGGCAUAACAAAGAACUCCAGACCAUGCUGAAGCCUGGUGGCCAAGUGGAUGGAGAUGAAGCUCUGGAAUUUUACGCCAAGCAUACAGCACAGAUAGAGAUUGUCAGAUUAGACAGAACAAUGGAGCAGAUCGUCUUUCCAGUUCCCAGUAUAUGUGAAUUCCUAACCAAAGAGUCAAAGCUACGAAUAUACUACACUACAGAGAGAGAUGAACAGGGCAGCAAAAUCAAUGAUUUCUUCCUGCGGUCCGAAGACCUCUUCAAUGAAAUGAAUUGGCAAAAGAAACUAAGAGCCCAGCCAGUUCUCUAUUGGUGUGCCCGCAACAUGUCCUUCUGGAGCAGCAUUUCCUUUAACCUGGCCGUCCUGAUGAAUUUGCUGGUGGCGUUUUUCUACCCAUUUAAAGGAGUUCGAGGAGGGACUCUGGAGCCACACUUGUCAGGCCUGCUGUGGACAGCCAUGCUUAUCUCCUUGGCCAUCGUCAUUGCUCUCCCCAAGCCCCAUGGCAUCCGGGCAUUAAUUGCUUCCACAAUUCUCCGAUUGAUAUUUUCGGUUGGGUUACAGCCCACGUUGUUUCUCCUGGGAGCUUUCAAUGUCUGCAAUAAAAUCAUCUUUCUGAUGAGCUUCGUGGGCAACUGCGGAACGUUCACCAGAGGCUACCGAGCCAUGGUCCUUGAUGUUGAGUUCCUUUAUCACUUGUUGUAUCUGUUGAUCUGCGCCAUGGGGCUCUUUGUCCAUGAGUUCUUCUACAGUUUGCUGCUUUUUGAUUUAGUGUACAGAGAAGAGACUCUGCUUAAUGUCAUUAAAAGCGUCACUCGGAAUGGACGGUCCAUUAUCCUGACGGCGGUUCUGGCUCUGAUCUUGGUUUACCUGUUCUCCAUAGUGGGCUAUCUCUUCUUCAAGGAUGAUUUUAUCCUGGAAGUAGAUAGGUUGCCCAAUGAAACAGCUCUCCCAGAAGCCGGUGAGAGUUUGGCAAGUGAGUUCCUGUACUCGGAUGUGUGCAGGGUGGAGUCUGGGGAGAAUUGUUCCUCUCCUUCCCCCAGAGAAGAGCUGGUCCCUGCGGAAGAACUGGAGCAAGAUAAGGAGCAUACAUGUGAGACGCUGCUGAUGUGUAUUGUUACUGUCCUGAGUCACGGGCUGCGAAGCGGGGGCGGAGUAGGAGAUGUGCUCAGAAAGCCUUCCAAAGAGGAGCCCCUCUUUGCGGCUAGAGUGAUUUAUGACCUCUUGUUCUUCUUCAUGGUCAUCAUUAUCGUCCUGAAUCUAAUUUUUGGGGUCAUCAUUGACACCUUUGCAGACCUGAGAAGUGAGAAGCAGAAGAAGGAAGAAAUCUUAAAGACCACGUGCUUUAUCUGUGGCUUGGAGAGAGACAAGUUUGACAACAAGACAGUCACCUUUGAAGAGCACAUCAAGGAAGAACACAACAUGUGGCACUAUCUGUGCUUCAUCGUCCUGGUGAAAGUCAAGGACUCCACAGAAUACACGGGGCCGGAGAGUUACGUGGCAGAAAUGAUUAAGGAACGAAACCUUGAUUGGUUCCCUAGGAUGAGAGCCAUGUCCUUGGUCAGCAGUGAUUCUGACGGAGAACAGAAUGAGUUGCGGAACCUGCAGGAGAAGCUGGAGUCCACCAUGAAGCUGGUCACUAAUCUUUCAGGCCAGCUGUCAGAAUUGAAGGACCAGAUGACAGAACAAAGGAAGCAGAAACAGAGAAUCGGUCUUCUAGGACAUCCUCCUCACAUGAAUGUCAACCCACAGCAACCAGCAUAAGUCAAUGAAGUAAAGCAGUUGUAUUUACCUUUUUUAAUUAUUAUUAGCGUGGGUCUGGCUGAUUAGUUCUGACUCACCCACUAAGGCUACAGUUACACUUAGUACAUUUGUAAAUACUCGGUUUUAUACUGUAUGUAUAUGAUUGCUACUCCAAAGGUUUGGAUAUAUGUAUUGUCAUUAGAAUUGUUGGCACAAUGAGAUUUCAUUCCUGCCACAAAUACUGAAGAUGCCUUUUUUGGAAGGACUAAAGAAAGCACCUGAUUUGCACUUGAACCAGAUUAUAGAUUUAAUAAGUAUAUGACAUGUAUUUUGUAUUUAAAACUAGAAUAGCCAGUAUUUAUGUUUUUUUUUAUAAAACUGUGUAGUACGAAUUACGCAAUCCCAAUAUAUUUGUAACUCCUGAGUAUCCUAGAGGGAGUGCACACCUUUGAAGCUGGUGUGUUAAUACUGUGUAAUAAAUGGCUAAAUAGCAAAUGAUGCUGCUGCCAAAACUAUAUUAAUAGCAAGUUUCAGGCCCCUGGGCAUUUUGUACCAUGUAGUAAUUACCCUGUGUGAUGCCUUUUCUCGUUGCUAGUGGCAUUAGCGCCUCUGUCCCGUAGUGAUAAUGCUCCAAGUCUAUCAACGGUUAAAUCAGCAUUCAUUUUAGGAAAAGCAACUUUACUUUCAAAGAGACUUUGAAGCUUCUGGAUUGAUCAUUGAAAUGAAUUAUUUCUUUAAAUAAGCGAGCCAAAUUAGAGGCUCAGACUUUAGCUCGGGAAGAAGUUAAUGAAUUUUUUUAAAGGAAACUUUUUAUGCAAAGCUCAGGAUAAAUGCAUACCGCUGGCCAGUCAUCGUCAUCUCCUGGGUGAAUUUUGGUAUCAUGCUGUAAAGAAAUGAUUAGUUUGAUGGUUUCUAGAUUAAUUCAAACAGUAGAGUUUUUUUCCUUCAUCAGACCCAACAUGCUACAUUAGCUAAGAACUAUUAAAACUAUAUACGUCCCUAUAAAGAUGAACUUUCCCAUUAGAACUCAGAGUUGAACACUGACAUGUUAUUCUUGUGAAAGAGCCACGUUUUGGUUUUUUUCUUCGUCACCUGAUUUCUUUUCUUGAUGGAUGAACAGUGUGAGGGGAGGCUUUUAUAUCUGUUGCCUAGUUUUGUACAUGAAUCUCAUUUUACAAGAGAAUUUCUCUGCAAAAAAAAAAAAAAGUUUAAAAA
This is a messenger RNA of Loxodonta africana (African savanna elephant), 10915 nucleotides long. It is a transcript of the gene ITPR1, whose product is annotated as inositol 1,4,5-trisphosphate receptor type 1. Gene Ontology annotation, biological process: calcium ion transmembrane transport. The record is from RefSeq and is a predicted model, not a curated record. The coding region runs from base 1691 to 9721 and encodes 2676 amino acids. NCBI's taxonomy places the organism in Eukaryota, Metazoa, Chordata, Mammalia, Proboscidea, Elephantidae. The transcript is spliced from 58 exons. Gene Ontology annotation, cellular component: membrane; endoplasmic reticulum. Gene Ontology annotation, molecular function: inositol 1,4,5-trisphosphate-gated calcium channel activity; inositol 1,4,5 trisphosphate binding.